This is a messenger RNA of Arachis stenosperma, 870 nucleotides long. RefSeq lists its product as uncharacterized. The transcript is spliced from 2 exons. Bases 1 to 870 code for a protein of 289 amino acids. Lineage: Eukaryota; Viridiplantae; Streptophyta; Magnoliopsida; Fabales; Fabaceae. The record is from RefSeq and is a predicted model, not a curated record.
AUGAAUGUCCACAACUCCAAGAGGAUAACACCUUGGCAGCUACCAAUGCUUAUUACAAUAGUCCGAAUCAAGGGUACUAUCAACAAGGAGGGUGGAAUCAAUGCCAUCACCUUGAGGUCUGGCACUACAUUGCAAGAGAGGAGUCCCGAGGAGCCAAGCUCAAGACAAGCCAUUCAAGAUGAAGAUGUUAUUGAGUUAGAAGAUGUUGAAGAAGAGGAUGAGGCACAAGAGGUGGUUGAAGAAGAAGUUGCUCAACCAAGGGAUGGAGUUUCUAAGGAAGACAAUGUUUUGAAAGAGGCCAUUCCCAUUCCUUUUCCACACCUAGCUAGGAGGGCUAAAAAGCAAGUGGAGCUAGAUCCCAAGAUGGUGGAUAUCUUCAAAAAAGUUGAGGUAACUAUUCCCCUUUUUGAUGCUAUUCGUCAGGUUCCUAAGUAUGCUAAGUUACUAAAGGAUUUGUACAUGAAUAAGGAGAAGAUUCAUGAUUUAGAAACUAUUCUUUUGGGUAGCUCGAUUUCUGCUUUGAUGGGUGCUAUACCGGAGAAAUGUGGUGAUCCCGGCCCUUGUAUGGUUACUUGCACUAUAGGCGGUAUACAGUUUGUUGAUUGCAUUUGUGACUUAGGCACUUGCGUCAGCAUUAUGCCUUUAUCUGUAUUUGAUGCAUUGAAGCUUCCACCAUUGAAAAGGUCGGCAACCCGUUUUGUUUUGGUAGAUAAAAGCAUAAUUUCUGUGGUUGGCAUUGUAGAAGACGUCUUGGUGAGCAUUAAGGGAUUGAUUUUUCCUAUUGAUUUCUACAUUCUUGAGAUGCCCCCUAAUGACUCUGGGAGACCAUCAUCUAUCUUGCUUGGGAGGCCGUUCUUGAAGACCUCUUAG